CCGAAGGUGUUGAUUCCUGUCUGACAGUUAAGGACAUAGGGAGUGGACAUGGACGCUCCAAUCAAUCGCACGUAUUACGACAUGAAAUAUGUGUUUUACUGGAUGAAUUAGCUGUUUAAAAUUAGUCAAGUGUAUUUGUCUCCUGUGACAGGUUCAGAUACAUUAAUUUGCCGCUAAGGAAUAGGAUUUGAUGCGACACUCAUAAGUGACCGGUAUUUGAUAACACAGGUGUGCGUCAUCUAACAGAUGUUUCUUUGUAUUAAUGGAGUGUAUACAUGUGUGAAUAACAGGAUACCUAGCCUUGUCUAUAUAAAGAAACAUGAACAUCACGGGAAGAUCAGAAGAAAAUCUUAACUACAAGGUUUGUUCAACAACUGAUGACUGUGGGGACCCGGGCGAAAUCACCUGUCAUGGUGGUACAUGCUUUUGUAUCGAGUCCCUCCAGAAGGCAGACCGCUACGGCAGGUGUUCUUCCAAAUCACACAAGACGUGUACGGAGAACAACGAUUGUUACGAGCCGGAUACCGUAUGUCAAGAUAAUGACGGCUUCCAUACCAAAGUCUGCUUUUGUAUCUAUACCCUUCAGCCAACCAACGAGUAUGGCGAGUGUGUAUCGGAAGCAGAUAAACCUCCCCCAGACAAGAGAAAUGACGUAUUUCCGGUUCAGCCGCUGGUGGGUCUAUUUGGGCCUGGGGACAACAAUACAAUCUCCGAAACAAAACAAGUUCGCAACGAGACUGAGCCAUUGUACAAACAAAGUGACAACAUGUCGGACCAGCUAACUGCCAUACAAAUAUUUAUCCCCCUUGCAUCUGCCCUGUUCGUUUUAUUUGCCUUAUUUUUAAUUGUCGCUCGACGAAUCAAAUUAUGCAAAAGAAAACGGAGGAAGGAGUCGACCGUAAAAACUACGGAAGACGAGCAGUUGCUAGAUAGAAUGAACUUUGUGAAUAAAAAUCCCACCUACUUUCUAUCGCCACACGACAAUGUGAAGGGUCGGAAAUUCAACAUUAAAGACAUUCCAUCCGAGCAGAUGAAAAUUGUCGACGUUGUGGGAGAAGGGGCAUUCGGCCAGGUAUAUAAAGGUAUAUAUUCUGCUGAGGAUGGGUCCGAAAUUGGUAACGUAGCUGUUAAAGUCCUGAAGGACGGCGUAUCUAAUGAAGUUAAGGACGACUUCGAGCGGGAGGUGGAGAUCAUGAGUGCCUUUGACCACGAUAACAUACUUAAAUUGUUAGGAGUUGUCACAAAAGGCUUAGAAGGAACACCAUAUAUGAUUUUUGAGUACAUGUUACAUGGGGACCUGGCAGAACUCUUACGUCACAAUGAUCCAGUCAUGCGGAAACAUACAGACGACAUGAUAUUACAAAAGACUGAUCUUAUCGACAUUGCAAUACAAAUAGCAAACGGCAUGGCCUACCUGACGUCUCAACACUUUGUACACCGUGACCUGGCAACACGGAACUGUCUUGUCGGCGAUGGACUUGUUGUCAAGAUUUCGGACUUUGGAAUGGCGCGCGACGUAUAUACAUGUGACUAUUAUAGAAUCGGCGGCUCUCGGAUGUUGCCCGUAAGAUGGAUGUCUCCAGAAAGUGUAAAAUAUGGACGUUUUACAACGGAGUCCGAUAUCUGGGCGUUUGGUGUGGUGCUGUGGGAGAUAUUUAGCUACGGUCGACAGCCUUACUACGGACAUUCAAAUGAGGAGGUGGUGCGGUUCCUUGAUGAGGGCAUACUGCUACAGAGACCCGAGGAGUGCCCGUCCACUGUCUACCACGUCAUGCUGGGCUGCUGGAAAAGCGACCCCCGGGAGAGACUGGUGUUUGUCAAAUCCUACAACCACCUCGUGGACUACAGUAAAACGAUCAUGCGCAGUGCACACAUGCAGUCAGUAGAUAUGGACGGCGAAGGGGAUCUGAUAACAUCAUAGUGUUUGUUGGUUUUAUAAUGUAAUGUGGUUUGUUCUGUGCUGCUUUUGAUUGGUCAACAUUCAGAUCCAAUCGAAACACUGCAUAUUACAUAAAUGUCCAUAAUGAAAUGUCCUUGAGGUUUAGUUGUAUUACACUGUAUUAAUGUACGGCUGUGGAUCGUUUUGGAAGGCAUACAUAUUUGAAUAAGAUAUAAACAAAAUCCUAAGAAGAUCGACCACACAUAAUCAUGUUGUAAUGAAUUGGGUUGGAAGGGGCUGGUCCCGAAAAUGUAAACAGCAUUAGGAUAUGAGGCUGUUGACGGGCAGGCCCCGUAACAGGCAUGUUUUUGUUUUCGUUUCACUCUGUUUUUGAUGUGAUUUUGCAGCAUUGUCACGUUAAGUUUGACGUGACGUAAAGAGCCUGGUAUUACAUUGUACUUGAGAAGAAAACAUGUGUUUUAGUGUGGGAACUCGGGGGAUAUGUUGCGAAUAAGCAGUAUUUAUGCUUAUUGGCCAGGUUUUAAUAAUACACAUCCAGUCAGGAUUUAUCGUGAUUAUGAUCAGAUGAUGUACAUAAUAAUAUUCAUGUUGUUACUAUUUGCUACUUAAUUUGUACAUAUGCGUUACAUGUAAGUUUUAAAUACUUAUUUUGAUUUAGAAAGUAUUUGGACUGAUAGUCUAAAUCCUUCCAAACUGUCAAGGUCCAAUGGAUCUAUUUAGCUAAGCAAUGAUGCAUUGUCCACUCUGCACAGUUCACUACCUUUUUUAUAAGACCAUCUAAUUAAAGAUGUAGCCAACGGUUAUGAUAUUCAAAUUAAAUUUGAUUAAGCGACUUCAUAAACUAUGCAGUUACGGGGAAACGUUGUGAGUAUGCUGAAACUUCUCUUUUGUUAAAAGUCACUGCUAGGACGAAUAAAGCAAACAUGAUUAUGCUAUAAUUCCCUCUGUUUUAUAAUACUCGGGCAAUAAAACUUCGAGUUUUCAAUUGUUUUUUAGCCCACCUGGUCCGAAGGACCGAUGACCUUAUUCACGGCACAGCGUCCGUCAACUUUAUACUACUAGCCUUUUCUGUAGGAAGAAAGAGAUUUGGUCCAUCAUUGGUCUGAAGCAUCAUUGGGUGAGGGAGAACCAAUUUUGUAUAAACGGUUGGUCUGACUCACAAGGGCCUGAGGAGUUUGGAGCGAUAGGGGAACAUAACAAUUACUUUAAAAUCCUUCUUCUGAAGGAAUGUAAGGAUUUGGUCCAUAAUAUGUCUAAAAUAUCGUUGGUUAAAGGGGAACCACCUGGGGCUAAAUACGUGAAAUAUAGCAAAUUCUUCUAAAUCCUUCUGUUGAAAUAUAGUGUUUCCCGUAUUUUACUGUCAUAUCCAGGUGAGCGAUAAGGCCCGCUGGGCCUCUUGUGUUUUUGCUGAUAUUUGUAAAUCAACGACCUUAUCACAAAGAACACUAAUUAAAUGUCUAUUCACUUGGCAUGAAAAUAUCAUGCAGUGCAUAUUUCUACAUUUGUGUAUCUGAGGUAGUCCUCUUAAAUGAUCGGCUGUAAAAAGGCGUCUAGUUAAAUAGCUUUAAAUCCGCGGGAUAUAUACAGGGAACGGAGGGGGCUAAUAGUUAAUUUGUUUCUUGAUGUCUGAAAUUUGGUCUGCAGAUUUGUUAAGUACUGAAAUAGGCGUAAGAUAUAUAGACAUGGAAGUCAAUGGCCUAUAAAAUGUGACAUUUGAAAUAAAGCCAUUACAGUGUGGUUGACGACAUAAUUGCUGAUGGACAUUAAAGAAUGACUGCUUACUUAAAUUAAGAAUUUUUCAUACACUAGAACUUCUAAAUUUUGUUUCACCAAGAAAUGUCUCCAGGACAUUGUCGGUAACCCACGGUUCUGACACUCAUAGACAGAGACCGUCGGACCAAGAAAUGUCUCCAGGACAGUGUCGGUAACCCACGGUUCCGACGCUCAUGGACAGAGACCGUCGGGCGAUUGGUACAGAUAAUCUCGUUUCGGCUCUAAAAGUAGCAAUCAAAUGCCACCAUACAUAUAAAAUUCGGAAAGUUUUUGUGUGAAACAUAUAUUGGGGUUUUCGGUCAUGGAGGCCCCCACCAAAACACGCAAUACAUGUGCUUAUGAUGAAAAUUGAACUUAACUGGCAAAUACACAUCUUAUUUUUUUCAUAAUAGCGUCGAUGUCUUUUUUAUUUUUUUAUAUUUGAAAAUCUUUAAAAUCAUGUACAUGUAUUUGAAACAGUUUUUCACUACCGAAAGGUAAUCCGAACCGAAACCCCCAAGAAAGCGUUAAGAAACAUUUUUCGGCAAACGACGAAAAGUGUACCUAUCGUUCCCAUGAUCUCUGUCCGCGAGUAUCAUUGACCGUGGUUUACGACAGUGUCUUAAGGAUAGGUUUCCAAUAUACCCCCGAAUAUGUCUGAUUCUCACUCAACACUUGUUAUAAUAAUGUAUACAUGUAUACUCAAAGUUGUAACCGUAAAUUUGGAAAUAAAUACUUCGUUCAAAUUUACAAAUAAAGGCUGUUUAAUUGGUGUGUAUUAUAACAUAUUUGUUUCUAAUCAAGCAAUGAAUUGAAUAAUAUUUUGGGCGGAUGACAAUGAAGCACUUACAUGGAUAUCUUUAUUUGUGGACACUUAGAAUACUGCUUUACUUAUCAAAUGAUUUAAAAGAUUAUACUUAAAUUACUUGAUAGUCAUGCUGGUUCCUUCAUGAAUAGUUUAUGUAUGAAAAUGAUUAUAAAAACAGAAAAAUACUAAGUACCUUUUGGGGCUUCAAGCUGAAAUUAAAAAUAUAGUUUUAAAGACAAUUUUUACUAGCUACAGCCAAAUGCCAUGUCCAAUGUAUGUUACUUAAAAGGAUCUUCAAAACAUUCUUACCUUCAAUGUUUUAAAACUUGCUAAAAUGUAGUCUUAUAUAUCCAGAAUAAAAACGUUUUCAUUGAGCUAGAUCCAUGUGUAUAAUCAAUGAAAUAUGUUUUUACACAGAUCAUAAAACAUUCAAUCUUAAGCAGUGAAAAAUAAUCAUAACCUCUCAGGUAAAAGCUAGUCAGGAAAAUAUUAAGCUAUCCCUUUCCAAAUAUGUUAAUCAUUUGACAGUAAUGUAAAUCUAGAUACCGGGUCAACUGAGUUACAAUAAAUCCCUCAUUAGACACUCUGUCAUCGUUGCUGAAACAACAUUUCUCUUAUUCGUAAUGCCUCGAUAUCAAUUUCAUGUUAUUUCUAAAUUUUCCAUCAUAAAUAGAAGUCUGAAGAAAUAUGCUGCCUCUAAACUGUAUACAUUUUAACAUGUAUUUAAUAUUUUUGGUGGACUUCAUUCCAUUGUGGAACAGUGUACAGAAGAGCAUGCAUACGUCUAGAGGCUUGCAUAUAUUCCUGUUUUUGCUGAUAUCAAUUUAUUGUUAUUUUGUUGAUAUUGUAUUGCUUUCAUUAGUGUUUAUCAUUUGAUGAUCAGAUUAUCAGAUUAUCAGAUUAUCAUAAAAGGUUAAGUAUAAAUUCGACUGUUAGCGGCACGUCGGGGAACACCAUACUUUAAUAUACACACAAUCGAAUGUUAGUUUUGUUCAAACGAUUCAUUGUGCGGACCCUAAGUCAUACGCACAUUUUUUGCAGAAAUAUGCUCAAAGGCCAACUGCAUAUGGUAUACUAGUCAAAUUAGAUUUUGAUGGGCUAAGAAAUUUCUGGGUUCAAAGAUCAGAGCGUAAACCAUAGAAAGUAAAUAUUGGAGUUUUUUCAUUUAUUUUUUAUUUGUUUUUUUUUUUCAGUUUCUGCUUUAGUCAUUAAAACUAAUGGUGUAUCGAGAGUAAUUAUCUAUUAUGACUUUCUGUCUUAAAGAGUCUUACCAACAGUAAUCUGGACAAUAUCUCCAUAACCCUACUUCAAAUUGUGAUGUCAUAUUUUGUUCGGUUCCUAGGUACAUGGCAAUGCCUGGUCAUGACAAAGCAGAUCGCACCGCAAAAAUGGCAUUAUCACUUCUACUAACAGGUUUUAAACUUUUUUUCUAUCAGAUCAUAUGAAACUAUUAUUUUAAUAUCACAGUGGCAAAGUAAAAAGUGAAAAGACAAUAGGUAGACAACAAAUCACUUUCGGAAAAGGAAAUAUAUAUAAAUGGCGCCCUUUUACAGAGAGGACCGCCGGGACAAGCUUGUCGUUGCCUGACUAAGGACAGACCAUGGAAGCUUGAAGGUCAGCCUCAGUGCAUUGCAUGUAAUGAAUCGUUUACAUUUUAUUGAAAUUUCUGAAACUACUCUUCGAACAUAUACAAAAUGUUGAACUGUCUAAAAGUUGUUGGUCUGUACCAGAAAAUAUGACUAAACAUAUAUACAUUUAUCAUUUUAAACUAUGUACGUGUGUGCACUCCUUUUAACAUAUUUAUUUUGUUUGAUGUUGUUUCGUUUCAUACCUUAAUGCCACUUCAGUGUUGACGGGCCGUUCAGAAUAUAACAAUGAUAAAAUAAUUAUUCUCGUAAAAUGCUUCAGUAGGUCCGUGUAACCUAGUUCAGCAUAAUAUCUAGUUCCAAAACAACCUUAUUGCCACGACCUAUCAACCGAUUAUAUAUAGCAUGAUCGAGUGUUUAGAAAUUGAACAAAUACGCGAUAAAAAGCUCUGUUCGAUAAGUCUGUUCUUCAUUAAUGUUUGAUUAUAUACAGUUGUCCUUACCACAGGAUUUAACUGCUCAAGAGUAAUUAAAUCAUACCGAAUGUUUUUAAUACUUUUAAAGUACGAGGGUAUAUUUUCAUGUACCGAUCAAUUAUUUUAUCAUUUACAGGAAUAUAUAUUACAAAAGGCUACCAAUGUCUUCCUAUGUUAUUGAGUUCUGUUACUGAAAACUGAUGAACCAAGCAGAUCACUAUGUAAUCUUUGGUGGCAUCAAAUUGUGUAAUGGUCUUUUUUUUUCAAUGGAAAUUUGUAAGAAUACAAAAAUACAUUUUGCUGUAGAAUUGCUGUAAUACUGGUUGUAAUAUUACUAUGAUAAACUGUAUUAUCGUAAUUAUUAUUGUAACGCGGGACGAGCCUCAGCUUGGUUAUUCCAGAAAUCAACACAAGGAAUUUAACACCAUGAUGAUAUAUACAAAUGUAUUUACAUAUAAUCACAAAAAAUUACAAACUCAUUUACUCUCCCAAUCACACUCUCUACUAUACUACAUUUAUUCAUAUAUCACUGAAUCUAGUCUCUCCACACGACAGGAAUGUCGUUCACUUUUCCAAGUGCUUGUGACGAUUGGUGUCACGAUCAGUUCACAUUGGCAAUGUCAGUAACACAAAUAAUUCCAUGUUUCACGGUGAAACAGAACAUAAAAAACAAUAAACAGCAUCCGCAGCAUCCGGCAAACGGAUUACAAUAAUGGUCCUCGACUGGCGAGGAUAUAUGCAGUGGACAGCACCCACUUCCCUUUCUGAACCGUUAAAUGGCCUUAGACUUGUCUUCCUGGCAGUUGACCUAAACCUCUGGUCGGCCCUGACACUGCAUCACUGAAGACCUGUUGUCCAUUCAGGUUGACCCAUGUUUACGUCUGGCGAUCAUGUGCCCGUCAUGUGAAGCUUUAACAAAUAUAAAAAAAAAACACUAAACAUCCAUUCUUUCACACUCAUAAUCAACAUACAAUGUAUAUUAAUAACCUAAAACGUUAUCUACAGUUUACCAAUACGUAUUUAAUUAUUGUAAACUACCAAUAAUCAUACCCUUAAUGUCAAUGCAAUACUAUACAAUAAUACAAACACUAAUAUCUACGGUGCGUGGUGAAAUUCUACAUAAAACAUUACUUAAAUAACGAAUAAGGAAAACGAGCUUUAUACGUUCAUGAGCUUCCGUAGAAUUUUAACCUGCGCGAACUCACACCAGUACACCUGCUCACGACUACCACUCCUGGCUUCCAUACAUAAUUAGCAUGAACAAAAUCACGUUACUUAGUUCAAUUAUCAGUUUUACAACAGUUAAACUACUAAUAUAUUAGUUGACAUACAUGUACAAUACGUUAAUUCAUCUCUUAACAACGAAAACAUAAGUAUCAUCAAAAUAACACACCUGUAUUCAAUUACCCAAAUAGUCACGCAUGAAUGGCACGCACCGAUAACUAGAUGGCGUGACAUACAAUAAGUAUACGAUAAAUAUGGCAAAACAUAACCAUAUAAAACAAGCAAAAACACAAUAUAAUGAAAGAUAGCAAGGCUACUUACCCCCAAUCCGAUGUCUGGGCUUCUUCCACAAGUUAAUAUUGCGCGUUAAUACAAAGACAUACGUAAACAUUUACACAGUUCGAUACCUCGUUUGUUAUGUUCAGUUCAACAGCAGAUUUUCAGAAUGGCUUCGUGGAAAUAUGUACAUAUGUAGUUGAUAAGUAAUGUGUUUUUCUUGUUUACGGUGCAUAUAUGUGCCAAACAGAGUAGUCUAUAUGGUUAUUACGCUUUUGACAUGAUAUUCAGAUUGUUAAUAUACGUUAUCGGUACAAACCGAAGGCGAUGCAGUAUGGUUGCCUAUCUAUGGACAUACAUUCAAUUUAACAAGAGCACAUUAGCCAGUUAUGUCAUUUAUAUAUCAUUUCAUAUUAAGAGGAAAUUUCCACAAAAGAUAAAAGCCUCUCACCCUUAUAUACUAUUGUACGUUGAUGUUUGUUGUUGAGUUUGUUGUACGGAGCUAUUCAUUUUGAUAUUGUUGCCUUAUUAUCAUACAAAAGAGUUUAUCUUAUUUUGUUGAUACAGUACCAAUACAUACAAUAAAGAGUGAACAUUUU
This is a messenger RNA of Pecten maximus, 8621 nucleotides long. RefSeq names its product BDNF/NT-3 growth factors receptor-like. The transcript has 10 exons. Gene Ontology annotation, cellular component: membrane; axon; signaling receptor complex. Gene Ontology annotation, biological process: cellular response to nerve growth factor stimulus; multicellular organism development; cell surface receptor protein tyrosine kinase signaling pathway. The record is from RefSeq and is a predicted model, not a curated record. NCBI's taxonomy places the organism in Eukaryota, Metazoa, Mollusca, Bivalvia, Pectinida, Pectinidae. Bases 320 to 1921 code for a protein of 533 amino acids. Gene Ontology annotation, molecular function: neurotrophin receptor activity; ATP binding; neurotrophin binding.